Paramecium sonneborni is the source of this 569-nucleotide messenger RNA. The record is from the annotation of a GenBank genome assembly. NCBI's taxonomy places the organism in Eukaryota, Ciliophora, Oligohymenophorea, Peniculida, Parameciidae.
AUGGGUUCUUGCUGCUCAUCAAAUAAAGUUGUAAAAGAAACUUAUGAUUAUUCAGAUGGUGGAGUAUAUUCUGGAGAUUUAUAAAAUGGCUUACCAGUACUAAAUGUCUUAACAAUAUUGAUAGCAAGGCAAGGGUUAAAUUAGUUGGGAAUCAGGGUGUUUUUUUGAAGGACUUUUAGAUCAGGGUAGAAAAAAUGGAAAAGGAUUGUUUAGAUGGACUGACGGUUCUUAUUAUGACGGAGACUUUAUAGAUGAAAAGUUUAAUGGUUAUGGUGAAUAUUAUUGGGCAGAUGGCAAAGUCUACAAAGGUAAUUGGGUUGAUGGAGAUCUAAAUGGUGAAGGGACAUUACAAUACAAAGAUGGAAGAAUAUAUAAAGGUAUAUUGAUAAUUCAUUUUAAUAGGCAAUUUUACAAAUGAUAAACGGGAUGGAUAAGGGGAGAUGAUAUGGCCCAGUGGAAGUAAAUAUAUAGGAACAUGGAAAAAAGGUAGAUAACAUGGUAAAGGAGUAUUAAUUGAUACAAAUGGAAAGAAAACAGAAGGCACUUGGAAUAAAGGUAAAAAAUUAUGA